UGAGUUUUUCCGUUGCUGCGCAUGUGCAAAAGUUUUUCCGCGCUCAAGAAAUCGAACUGCUUUGCUUCGCAGUUUUCGUUUCUCGCAUUCUCGUGUCACCUACAAAAUACGCACAGCUGUUCGUGUACAAUAAUACAAGUCAGCAAGGUCAACAGUCGAUCAUAAUUGUGUGAACAAUAUUGUGUGUGAACAAGGUAACGCAUUUAUCACACUUUCGGUUGGUUGAUUAUUUCCAAUCUCCAAAUUUCUUUGGAUUAUCGAAAGCAACAUGAUGGAACCAGUCAAAACGGACACUCAUAAAAUAUAUGGGUUUUUUUCAGCAGACCAAGGACAGAAAACCUUUGCAUGAACUGCAGCCAGCAGCAACUGACAAAGAAAUUUUAGUUGGUGCUGAUAGAAUUCUUCAAUCCACUAAAUCAAAAGAAACAAAAAUAAAACAGCACAUGACAGAAAAUAUAAUAAAAGAUGUUUCUAAAUACAAAAAAGUGACAAAGAAGAACAAAGCUGUCCAAACUGUACCAGAGAAAAAAAUAACAAUUGAAGCAGAAGAUUUAACAUUAGACAAUCCUAGUGAAAACUAUUGGCAAAUUAUAGCUGAAAGAACACAAAUAGCACUUGUAAAUGCUUUAGAGGAAAAUAAAAAACUUGUACAAGAUAUAGAAAAAUUACAGGAGGAAAAUCGCAUUUACAAAGAAAUGCUGGAUGAAACAAAAGUAUUGAUUGAAGUACUACAGGAACAAAUUGAAGAUGAUAGAAACGAUGUAAAUAACUCGUUAGGUGAUAGUUUUUUAAUUUAAAUUAUACUUAUUGAUAAUUAUAGGAGAAAAGAAUAUACUAAUAAUUUUCUGAUGAUUUAUAAAAAAUAUUUACAUAAUAUAAACAAAUGAAAUAUCUGCUGUUUAAUUAUUCAAAAUUUUAAAGUGGCGUAAACAACAUCAUUUUUUUUCUUGUAAUAUAAUUAUCACUUUUUUAUGAAUAUCAUUAAUUGACUAUUUAAAAAAAGUUUGAGAUAUAAAAAUAAUAUAUAAAGAUAGUAUUAAGAUUAUUAAUAUAUGUAAUAUGACAAUAACAAAAUACCAAGAUCUUCUAUUUUGUAAUAUCUGACACAACGAAGAACAGUUUUGUCCGUUACAGUAAAUACAUUUCAAGUGCCAAAU
This is a messenger RNA of Solenopsis invicta (red fire ant), 1157 nucleotides long. Its product is annotated as geminin. Gene Ontology annotation, biological process: regulation of DNA replication. The record is from RefSeq and is a predicted model, not a curated record. The transcript is spliced from 5 exons. The coding region runs from base 306 to 797 and encodes 163 amino acids. Lineage: Eukaryota; Metazoa; Arthropoda; Insecta; Hymenoptera; Formicidae.